Messenger RNA from Carica papaya (papaya), 931 nucleotides. RefSeq names its product dual specificity protein phosphatase-like protein. NCBI's taxonomy places the organism in Eukaryota, Viridiplantae, Streptophyta, Magnoliopsida, Brassicales, Caricaceae. The record is from RefSeq and is a predicted model, not a curated record. Gene Ontology annotation, molecular function: protein tyrosine/serine/threonine phosphatase activity. Gene Ontology annotation, biological process: protein dephosphorylation.
GUUUUGGACUUUGGUAUUAUUUUUUCUAUUUAGGUAUAGAUGUGAUGUUUGUGAUUAUUUUUCUUAAUUCCAUGAUCUUAUGGAUUGAGAAACCAGGCCUGUGGCACUAGAAACGAGAGCUAAGGGUUUUUCUUUCUUCCUGCCUAUAACAAUGAACGCAUAACCCAGUUCUCAAAUUCAUUUUCUCUUGUGAGGACGGAAAGUACUAACCAACCCAACCGUGGGUAGUUUGUGAAAUAUAAGUUUGUGCAUAGGUUGUUCAAAAGAAAAUAUCCAACAAGCAUAUGCAAAUGGAAGCAGCCAAUGACUCUUAUCAUGAAACUGUCCUGAAAUCUCAGAUGGAAAACCCCAAUAACUCUGACCAUGAAACUGUUCCCAAACCACAAGUUGUACACCGGUGUAAAAAAUGUCGAAGGAUUGUUGCUGCAGAAGAAAGCAUUGUUCCUCACCAGCGAGGAAAGGGAGAGCAGUGCUUUAAAUGGAAAAAGAGGAGCAGUAACCCCUGGGAAACAGAUAAGGAACCACCAGAAUGUUCUUCCAUUUUUGUGGAACCCAUGAAGUGGAUGGAAACAGUGCAAGAAGGUUACGUGGGAGAUAAACUUCUGUGCAUUGGCUGCAAAGCACGUUUGGGUUCUUUUAAUUGGGCAGGGAUGCAGUGCAACUGUGGAGCUUGGGUUAAUCCCGCAUUUCAGCUGCACAAAAGUAGAUUGGACGAGUGUCGAAUGUGAGACUAGCCACUCUCUUUGCAGAAACCUUAGACAAGUGAGGGAAAUGAAAGCUAUUGUGUUUAGGCAUAUUUGUGAGUAGACAGAUGACAUAUAGUUUAUAGGAGUUGAACUACCUUUUCAAUUGAGAGCAUUGCUUCUCAAAAUCACCUACUUUGUAUUGCUUCAAUUGAUAAUUUUAAUUAUUAAAUUCAACUUCUUUUCAA